This is a messenger RNA of Populus euphratica (Euphrates poplar), 974 nucleotides long. Its product is annotated as DUF740 family protein. Bases 142 to 813 code for a protein of 223 amino acids. The record is from RefSeq and is a predicted model, not a curated record. The transcript has a single exon. Lineage: Eukaryota; Viridiplantae; Streptophyta; Magnoliopsida; Malpighiales; Salicaceae.
GAGCCAAAUAGAGAAGCCAAAACAGGAUAGCAUUUCUCCAGAGAGAGAGAGAGAGAGAGAGAGAGAGAGGAAAAGGAAAAAAAGGGAAGAAGAAAUUCUUUGUUAGAGGGAGGGGGAUCUACACAGGACACUUGCAACAAAAUGGCUCUUUGUGUUGAUGAAGAAGAGAUAUGGAAAUGUUCGAAGCACCCUUCCAAGCGUCGCCGAACUGGAAUCUGCCACGUGUGCCUCCGCGAACGUCUCUCCUCUCUUUGCCCUGACUGCGCUAGCGCGCGCCCCUGCACUUGCUACGCCACCACCGCGUCCUCCUCUUCUGGCACCACUUCAUCCUCCUCCUUCCACCGCUUCUCCUCCGCUUCCGGAAUCGGAAGCGUCGGUCGAGUAUCCAAUUUAAUCGAGACCGAACCCGCUUUUCGUCGCUCUCGAUCCCUAGCUGUUCCGUUUCUCCGGUCAAAGCCAUCGGCCGACCAUAGUUAUAACAACCACAAAACUUCCUCGUCGUUCUGGUCAUUGUUCAAGGGAGGGCAUGGUAACAGGAGCAUGAGAGAGCAGGUUGAAAGACGACACGUGGUGAUUUUGAAGGAGGAGGAGCUGGAGGAAUCAGCGAGGAAGGUAAAUGAAGAUGAGGAGAGGAGGAGGAUGAUGAGGAAGUCAAGAUCGGUGGCGGUGACUUCAGAGUCAAGAGGAAGUGACGUGAGGAGAUCGUCAAAGGGAGGGAAGGGAUGGUAUUUCCCUAGUCCGAUCAAGGUUUUCAAGCAAUCAAUCUCGAGAGGGAUUUUGGCCCAUGAAAGGUCGCCUUUGUAUAGAGGUUGAUUUUCUUUUACUACCUAGUCUUUAACUGCCAAACAGCAAUACAUAUUCUUAUCACCCUUUCUAUUAUUGUUUUGAAUUACUGGCUUUAUUUAUGUUUUUUGUCAAGCAAAAAUUAGUUACUCCAGUUUUCUUUGAUAGACACCGUGACACUGUUUUAUCAU